AUGGCUGCUUCGGUCCUCGGUAAGCGCCAGCGAGGUGCUAUCGAACCGGAAGUUCCAUCAUUACCAGUGCGUCGAGCAAGCAGACGCCGGACACAACAACCUCGCGUCCGUGAAGGCAGCGAGCCUCCUGCACCCCAACCGCGCCAACUUCGGUCACGGACGAGAAAUGGCAAUGGCACCACUAUUCAAGAAGAGCCCCAGGAAGAACCAAAGAAUGACUUGGUCGAAAGUGGACAGACAAAGCGUACAGUGCAGGUUGGCAAGACGGCCAUAUCACCGGUUAAGCGCAGCCAUGCUACAGAUCCGGUCAAUGACGAAAACUCGACGCCAGUUGAGCUCAAGACACCUUCGAAAUCAAGGUUCCGCGAUGCACUUGAUUCCCCUCCUCCGACAACACCGAAACACCGCGUUCAGAUCGGCGGGAAAUCAAUGACCCCGCGCACACCUCGACACAUAUCGACGCCAACCACCACGCAAACCAUAUACUCCGAAGCAAGGCAAAUGUUUGCGCGCGGAGCAACUUCGACUCGGAUAGUGGGUCGGGAUACCGAACGGGAGAAAUUGACCUCGUUUAUACAAGAUGGGGUUGAUUCGGGCAAAGGUGGUUGUCUGUAUGUCAGUGGUCCCCCGGGUACUGGAAAGAGUGCCUUGGUUCAGGAAGUGUGUCACGACAUGGACUUGAAGUCUCUCAAAAUCGCACACCUCAAUUGCGCGAGUAUGCGAGGUGCUCGUGACGUCUACAGCAGGCUUAUCGGCGAUCUCUGCAACGACCAUGAUGUUUUCAAGAAGAGUGAACCAGAUCGGCUACGACUGAUGUUCACAUCCGACGAGAAUGACGAUCUGUUUCUAGUCACUCUGGACGAGAUCGAUCACCUCCUCACCGCGGAUUCCGGUAUCCUUCAGUCUUUGUUUGAGUGGUCGUUGCAGGAAAAGUCUAGACUCAUGCUCAUUGGUAUUGCCAAUGCGCUAGACCUAACUGAUCGAUCACUCCCGCAAUUGAAGGCCAAGAACUUGAAGCCUCGUUUGCUUCCCUUUUUGCCCUACAAUGCUGGCCAGAUUGCCAGCGUAAUCACCAAUCGUCUUCGCUCUUUACUUCCUGAAGGUCAAACUGUGGACCCCAAUUUUGUUCCUUUUGUUCAACCAGCAGCUAUUCAACUGUGCUCGAAGAAGGUGGCAUCGCAGACUGGCGAUAUACGGAAGGCGUUCGAAUUGGUUAAGCGUGCCAUUGAUCUUAUUGAACAAGAAGCUCUCAAAAAGCUCGAGGCACAAAAUGCCAACCCCGAGACUAUCACAGCGCCGCGAGCCAGCAUUGCUCAUGUUGCGCGUAUCACUUCGGCGGCAUUCGGACAAGGGACAGUUCAGCGACUACAGGGGCUCAACCUUCAGCAGAAGGCAGCCAUCUGUGCCUUGAUUGCCCUGGACCGGAAGCGGCGGCAAGGUGAAUUUCCAGGCACACCAUCCAAGACCAAGCAUUUGCCGCCGACGAUCAAGCAAGUGUACGACACAUAUUGUACCUUGUGUCGGCAAGACAAUAUCCUACACCCUCUUACAUCUACCGAAUUCAAGGACGUGCUCAGCAACCUGGAGACGAUGGGUCUUGUGGGUGAAUAUCAAGGCCGCGGUCGUGGUGGCACAGUCGCUGGCGGGUCAGAUCUGCGACGCAGUCCUUCCAAGCUCCACGGGCCGAUGACACCCAGCAAAGCCUUGGAUGAGCAGAGCCUGGUUUGUUUCGUGUCUCAAAAGGAGAUUGAGACACAACUUACCGGAGCGGGAGAGGGUAUCCUCAGAAGGCUGCUCACCGGCCAAGGGUUGUAA
This is a messenger RNA of Aspergillus niger, 1815 nucleotides long. RefSeq lists its product as uncharacterized. The record is from RefSeq and is a predicted model, not a curated record. Gene Ontology annotation, molecular function: ATP hydrolysis activity; DNA replication origin binding; ATP binding. Gene Ontology annotation, biological process: DNA replication initiation; cell division; mitotic DNA replication checkpoint signaling. Bases 1 to 1815 code for a protein of 604 amino acids. The transcript has 4 exons. Gene Ontology annotation, cellular component: nucleus. NCBI's taxonomy places the organism in Eukaryota, Fungi, Ascomycota, Eurotiomycetes, Eurotiales, Aspergillaceae.